Molecule: messenger RNA, 2012 nt
Organism: Asparagus officinalis (garden asparagus)
Lineage: Eukaryota; Viridiplantae; Streptophyta; Magnoliopsida; Asparagales; Asparagaceae
Product: fidgetin-like protein 1
Exons: 12
Coding region: 86-1777 (563 amino acids)
Molecular function (GO): ATP hydrolysis activity; ATP binding
Source: RefSeq, a predicted model, not a curated record
UAUAGUAGCUUAUGAAUUCAGCCAGGCAUUUGAACAAGCAAAAAGAGAACGUGGCCAUGUCUUUACGCAAAAAGUGGACAUUGAUAUGGAGAUGAUUAAGCAGUCAAAGUACUUCCAUCAUAUCUUUGACAGAUCAAACGGAAAUACUACAGGCCAGUUGAUCUCCAACACCACAUCAGAUGCCAAUAUAUUCUCUCCUCAGGGAUCUUCUAUGACAGAAAAGCAGCAAAUGCGAGCAAGUGAAUCAGACGCACAACAUGAAAAGUUGAGUGCCAGAGCUUCUAAGCUCAUGACACAGACAAAGAUAACGUCUAUAUAUGGUAGCAAGGUUCUAAAGGCGAAUAAUAUAUCCCACAAGAAGCUGCCGAACCCUGAAAGUUCUAAAUCUGUGGAGUGCAUUGAUGUCAAGAAUGAUGAAGAAGAAAAACCUUAUGGGAGUAAUCUGAGGCCAAAAAGGCGGCACACAGAGUUUACAAGCCCAAUAUGUGAAAUUGUGAAAUCACCACCUUCAUCAUGUAAUGAAGAAGCAAAUGUAGAGAUCUCUGGCAACAGUUUUGUGACUGCAAGAGCAAAACUGGAAAGGGAUACAAGGCAAAAGCAUGGUCUUGCAGGUUCUUCAAACGCAUCUGUGUCCCCACAAAGUGACAACAAUCUUGCUGGGAACAUCAGAAACUAUGGCAUGAGGUCUGGUGGUUUAUCUCGCCGUGGCUUGAGAGGUAAUUUUGUCCCGCCAAUCAGAUCCAGUGGGGGAAAUGCAGGAAAUACGACAUCAAGAAUUCCAGGGAAAUGUGAGGAUUCAUUAGAAGAUUCAACAAGAAAAUGUUUAGAAAUGUUAUGUGGUCCUGAUGGUGAGCUUCCUGAGAAGUUGAGGAAUCUUGAGCCUCGUCUUAUUGAACAUGUGAGCAAUGAGAUAAUGGAUAAGGAUCCUAAUGUUCGCUGGAACGAUAUUGCUGGAUUGGAUCAUGCCAAGAAAUGCGUGACAGAAAUGGUUAUAUGGCCUCUUUUACGUCCCGACAUAUUCCAUGGCUGUCGGUCUCCAGGAAGAGGUCUUCUUCUUUUUGGUCCUCCUGGUACUGGUAAAACCAUGAUUGGGAAAGCCAUUGCUGGAGAAGCAAAAGCGACAUUCUUUUACAUUUCUGCUAGUUCAUUGACAAGCAAGUGGAUUGGUGAGGGUGAAAAGCUUGUGAGGGCUCUUUUUGGGGUUGCCUGCUGCCGCCAGCCUGCUGUAAUAUUUGUGGAUGAAAUAGAUUCUCUACUGUCACAGCGGAAGUCGGAUGGUGAACAUGAAUCGAGUAGGAGAUUAAAGACACAGUUUCUUAUUGAAAUGGAAGGCUUUGACAAUGGAAGUGAACAGAUUUUACUUAUAGGAGCAACCAAUAGACCUCAGGAGCUUGACGAAGCAGCACGAAGGCGACUCACAAAGAGACUGUAUAUACCUCUCCCUUCUUCAGAAGCACGAGCCUGGAUUGUCCGAAAUCUUUUGGAGAAGGAUGGCCUGUUCAGGCUCUCCGAGGACGACACUCAGUCAAUCUGCAAACUAACAGAAGGGUAUUCAGGGUCAGACAUGAAGAACUUAGUGAAAGAUGCUUCUAUGGGACCUCUACGAGAAGCCCUGAGGCAAGGCAUUGAGAUUACACAGCUCAAAAAGGAGGAUAUGCGCCCAGUGACUCUUCAGGAUUUUGAGGAUGCAUUGCAAGAGGUGAGGCCCUCAGUUUCUCUGAAUGAGUUGGGUGCAUAUGAGGAGUGGAACAAACAGUUCGGGAGCUUAUCAAUGUAGAUAAAUUUGCUUUUGCACAUUUACGUGGCAAAAUCUUUAUUUGAAGAGUGGUUCCCAUAUUAAUUUGAACUUAUAAAUUGUUUAAAUUUUUUUUACUACAUUUACACAAAGUGUUGUCGGGUAAUUUUUUUUUCUUGGUAAACAGUGUAUGUUUCGUUCAAUGUUCAGCUAGAAUUUGGUUGGUUCCAUUGGUAACAAGCUGAACUCAAGGUAGCCAGUAGGUCCUAUUUGCUCA